UAUAAAAUACAUAUAUAUAAUAUUGGAUCUAAUAUUCAUUAUAAUAUAGGUACUAUUUUACAAAUUAUUAAAUGUUGAUUAAUACAUUUAAUACCUGGUAUCUAAACUGUUUAAUUCUUCAUAGUCCCCAUCAUAACUUCCAAACAAGAUUUUAAAAUGCCACCCAUUACUAGUCUUCUUUCCAACAGCAAAACAAUAAAUUUAUUUCUUUGGCUAUUUUUUGAAACGGUACCAGUUAAUUUUCUUCACUUUCAAAAAAAAAACUAUCCACAUCAUAAAAUAUUAAAUGGCGUCAAAUGAAGUUAUCUCUGAUAAUCCAUCAAUAUGACACGACUGCUGUCGCAUUGUCUCGAUGAGAAACGGGAGUGAAUUAAACUAAUUAUGUUAAACUUGUUAUGUGCAAAUAAUAAUCUAAAACUAUAUAAUAUCCAAUGCCUGUCAACUAAUGACCACAUAUCGAAUGAGCAAUAUUACAUUUAAUUUGUAUGGUUAAAGUAGAGCGUAGGUAUAUAGGAGACAGUUACAGUCGAUGUGGUAAUUUAUUUAUCAUUAUGAUGACGCUUUUUAAAUUAUUUAUUUAAAAUUGAAAAAUGGUUAAUUAUCAGAAAUUCUAAAUUAUGUAUAUUUAAUACUGGCAACGGUGAUAUUUUUAAGCAGUCGUUUUAAUCAAACCAAUCGAAGACAGGUCGUCGGUUGUCAAACCACAACAACGACACCGCGGGUAACAAAUAACAAUCAUGAUAUAGUUUAAAUGAAUUAUUGUAUCAUACACUGAUUUCACCAAAACAUAAUAUAAAAUAAACUUGGUAGUACUUCAUAGGGACUAGGCUGUCGACCGUCUCCGUUGGAAACUGGUUUUCGUACAUACUCAAAAUGCAAUGAUCUAACGCAUCCACUAAUCAUUAUAGGUUAUACUUACUCAUUGACGAGGUAUUUUUUUCUAGUUUUUCUUGACGUCUGCGAGUACACACGCACGUGUUGUACACUUGUACCACAUAUGUCUCGGAAUUUGGACUCCAAAUUAUCAAUCGUUUUCACCGUGUACACGAGAUCGUGACAUAUUAUAUAGCUAUGCGUGCAGAUUGCAGUGGCGAAACGAUUAACAAUCGCCUCAACCUGACCACACGUACCGGCAGUUUCCAGAGGGCUAGAUACACGCUGGAUGAAAAUGACAAGGGAGACGGAGUGGCCGAGCGGAAUAAGGCGUCGUUUGCGACGUGCACCGACGCCGGUUCGAACCCGGUCACGGGCGGCAUUUUUCUUCGGACAGUCACGGACCACGGUGUCCAGAGAAAGAGGCCGGCAUCUCCCACCCGGGCACGGCAGAUACCUACGGACGCCCAUUUGAAAAUUCUGCCAAACACAAAAACAUGUUCCUCCGACCGUUCCCUACGACCAAAAAUCCUACAGUAAUAUCCUACAGCUAAAUGCUUCAGUUGCCGGGCUUAAGACCAAUAAAAAUAAAAAAAAACAAAUAAAUAUUUAAUUAAAUAACAAA
Molecule: messenger RNA, 1498 nt
Organism: Acyrthosiphon pisum (pea aphid)
Lineage: Eukaryota; Metazoa; Arthropoda; Insecta; Hemiptera; Aphididae
Exons: 2
Coding region: 1072-1413 (113 amino acids)
Source: RefSeq, a predicted model, not a curated record